GCGAGGUUCCGCCACAGGUUGAGGCAAUGGACGGAUGAUUCCUGAUUACUGACCCCUGCCCCAAUUACCUUUGAGCCAUGUACUUAAUCACGCCAUCGACCCUGGGAAUGUUUGCAUCUGCGCACUCUCUCAUUGCUCUACUUUCAAUUAAGCUUCAGAGGAACAUUAAGCAGCAGCUUUAAUUCAACCUCGAUCAACCUGUCAGAUCGAUGACCAUGAACGGACACCCUUCUCCCCGCCGCCUCCUCCUGGUCAGUGUUCCACGCACUGCAUCCAAUCUGCUUUUGAAGAUCCUCAACAUUCCUGAUCAACCCCAUACCGUGACCACCGACCGAGGCGGGUACUUCUUCUAUGACGCCUUCGUCAAAGCCGUUAAGGACGGUCGUCUCACUCAAUGCCCUUCAGACUGGACCGACGAUGCCAAAACUGACGUCCAGUCAGCUUUCCAAGAAUGCUUCGACCAUCUAGAGGAGUCCUGCAACCUUGCUGAGGGCGAAGGCAAUACCAUGUUUGCCAAAGAGCAUGCCUUCUGGUUCUUCAACCCCAUGGCUUCCACGCAAGCCAUCUACGGGGAUGACAAAGGCCCCUACGACUUUUCCUCCUUCCGUGUCCAAGUCCCCGAUGCAUACGGUUCUACACGGACAUUCUCCCCCAACAAUCAAACCGUGUUCCCGGAUGAGUACCUACGCACUUGGACAAUGCUGUUCAUUAUCCGCCACCCCGCCAUCGUCUUUCCGUCCUUCUGCCGAGCCAUGACCAAAGUCUCCAAGAUCGGGGUCACGAACGAUGCGAUAGACCUAGGGACACUAGCUACGAAUAUGACCCUGCGGUGGACACGUAUACUCUUUGACUGGUGCGUAGAACAAACCGGGUCUGCUCCACUCCUGUUGGAUGCACAUGAUGUCAUUCAUAACCCGGGUGCCGUUGCAAAGUUCUGUCGCCUAGCCGGUCUUGACCCAAACAAGCUGAAGUUCGAGUGGGAGAAGACAGCACAAGCGGACUCCGGGAGUGAUGACAGCGCAGCGCAGAACAGUGUUCCCCAACAGCGGGACAAUUGGGAUGCAGCAAAGUCGAUCAUGCUCUCUACGUUGCAGGGAUCAUCAGGUGUGAUGAAGGAUAAGCAGCCAGGAGUUAUUGAUAUUGCGACGGAGUCAAAGAAAUGGAGGGCGGAGUUUGGGGAGGAAAUGGCGAUGAUAGUGGAGAAGGCGGUUAAUGAUGCGAUGCCGGAUUAUGAGUACUUGAAGGCGAACCGUGUUACUGUGUAGAGCAUGAACAGAAUACCUGUGUUCGUACUAGGCAGAUAG
Messenger RNA from Aspergillus sclerotioniger CBS 115572, 1304 nucleotides. RefSeq lists its product as uncharacterized. The coding region runs from base 210 to 1265 and encodes 351 amino acids. The transcript has a single exon. The record is from RefSeq and is a predicted model, not a curated record. Lineage: Eukaryota; Fungi; Ascomycota; Eurotiomycetes; Eurotiales; Aspergillaceae.